Molecule: messenger RNA, 2697 nt
Organism: Musa acuminata AAA Group (dessert banana)
Lineage: Eukaryota; Viridiplantae; Streptophyta; Magnoliopsida; Zingiberales; Musaceae
Product: zinc finger protein CONSTANS-LIKE 2-like
Exons: 4
Coding region: 1676-2446 (256 amino acids)
Biological process (GO): regulation of flower development
Cellular component (GO): nucleus
Molecular function (GO): DNA-binding transcription factor activity; protein binding
Source: RefSeq, a predicted model, not a curated record
AGUUUGGGGCUUAGACUUGGCAUGUUUUAAUGCCAACACCUAGAACUUUGCUAACUAUUUCCAUGCAUGGUGUUCUCAAAGGUUCUAGUCUUCUGGAUAUUGAUAUGCACUAUGAUUGCUUGAACAGAAGCAUAAGAUAUUGGAAAGAUGAGCUAUCUCUUGGAGGGGAUGCAAAUCAUUACUUCCAGUGGUCAAUGGAUUCCUCAAUCUUUCUCCUAUCAUUGUUUGGUUGAAUAGCAAUAAUUUGCACCACUACCAAGGGAAACAUCUCUUCAAACUAUUUUCAGGAACACUACUGGAUUUUCAUGUCUCUUCUCAUAUUGAGACUUACCGCACUUUAUGAACAUUCACAUUCCAUGUCAACUCAAAAUCAUUUAACUACCUAAAUGGAGGAGAUUCUAGGCAUCUGAACACUUAUCAUGGAUAUCAGUUGUGGUUGCAUGAAUUAUGACAUAUUAUGUUGGACAUUGUGUUCAACAUCCUUGAUGCGCAUCACCUCACAAUAAUUGCAUGCCCACUUAUGGUUGUAGUGGUGCAACUGUUUUGCCUGUUGACCUUCAAAGAGUAAAGUUUGGACUACCAAGAGUUGCACCAUAUCCUAAUCUUCCCACUUGUUUUCAUAUGUUGCUUCCAAUGGCUCUAAGCAUGGGUGUGCGAGAAAGUUGGAAUGCAUACUUUGAAACUCUAGAUUUUCAUGACUACCCAACGGUACAAACUAUGUAACUUCUGUUUGCUUGAAUCUCAACGUUGGUUGCAUAUAAACAGUUAAUUGAGUUCACAAGUCUGCAGUCAUCUUGGAAUACUCAGCGGCAGUCUCAAAUCAUGAUUUUUAAACAAUCAUGUUUUGAGGUCAUUUUCAGAACUGGUACUGGAUGUAGUCGUCAGUUCUACAGAUGACUCGUAAGCAUGCGAUCUUUAUCAACGACAUCUAGGCUCUGCAUUUGUUUUUCUUUGGGUAUUGCAGCAUAAUUUCUCCCAGUGGGAUCUCUAAUCUUUUGCAUCCUAAGGGUCAACAUAUCUUUGCAAGCUAUGAUGUAACUGGGUGUAGGAUGGACUGUAUGAUGUUGGGUUGGCCAUGACUACUUUCAAGUUGUUGUUCUGACACUAUUGGGUUAUGUCAAUGUGAUGCUUGGCUCUCGAUGUGGGCUCUGGGACGGUUCAUGGAAUAUUUAGAGGAUCUUACUCUGAUUGGUUUCGGGCCUGCUGAUUCUGUUAUGAACCAAUUGGUGACCUAAACUGUACAGAUCUCUGCUUAUUUUGUGACUGAACGUACACAUGCUGACCAAUAGGUGACUGUGACAACAUUUGUGUCUCUUUUAUAACUUUCUUAUCUAGUACCUUUGCAGGCAGCCAUGUUCAAAGGGGAAAUUAUACACCUGCAGAAGCCCUGUGAGAUGUUCCUUUGAACUGUAUCAGGGGACCCUGGUGGAACUCAGGCAGGGUCAAAAAAUGCUUACAACAGUAGUCCACUCAAGAUGUGGCUUGUAGGGGCAUCCACCUCUUGUCUGGGAACCCGCGAAGGCAUCUCUCACCCUUUAUCCGGACCCACCAAGGUCAAACUACACUUGUCGUGGCCGAUGGGUCCCACCAUCUCUCCCCCUCCCUUGGCGCUCCAUAAAAGCAGAAGCCCGUUCCCUUUCUCCGCCUCCUCAAGCCCAAGUGCGAAGCCAGCGCCAUGUUCUCUUCCUUCUCCUCCUCCACCACCACCACCAACUCCUAUGGCGAGCCCAGCCUCCAUCACCCCGAAUUCUGCUCCGCCACCUCCCCUCAAGGCCUCUUCCCUGACGCCAAUAGCGCCUUCCCUUCAUCCUCUCCUCCCUGUACGUCCUUCUCCUCUGAAUCGUAUCUCCACGGGGGCGGCGGCACCCACUCGCUUCCCUUCCAUCAUCACUACAUUCCCGACUCCCUCAACCAGCCACUGUACUCAUCGUCGCCGUCCUCCUCCUCCUGCGACUACCUCGACUUCAACGCUGGCCCGGUGAGGCGGGUCCUCAGCACCGGCAACCUCCAGGGGGGCAAUGGCCUGCACGAGAAUUCUAGCCAGGAAGGAGGGGUAGCCGGGAAAGUCGGCCGAUACAGUGCCGAGGAGAGGAAGGAACGAAUCGAGAGGUAUCGGAGCAAACGCAAUCAGAGGAACUUCCACAAGAAGAUCACUUAUGAAUGCAGGAAGACGUUGGCCGACAGCAGGCCGCGAGUGCGGGGCCGUUUCGCGAGGAAUGGUGAGACGGAGACGGAGGCGGCGGUAGAGAUGGAGACGGGCACGGAUACGGGCGCGGCAGCGGUGAACUGCUUCGACAACUACGAGCAAAACCAAUUAGGCGGCAAUGGCAGCGAUUGCUGGAGGCAGUUGCAGGCGGCGUUGGCGAUGGACGACGAAGACGAGUACAGCUACGACGAGGAAUUCCUGGCCAGCUUCUCCGACUUCUACUCCAUGAACACUCUCUAAUGCAACUUCGCUUCCCUUGAUGUCUGUUCCUCUCAGUUUCUUCCCAUUGAUCACACAGCUUUUGUAUCAUGUCGAUGCCACUGUCUUAAACCUCUACAUGAGAGAGCCUUUGGGCAGAGGCAUUGCCUAUUUCAUGCAUGACUCAUGAACAAGGUAAAGACUUACCUGAUCACAUAAGGUGGUAUAUGACGCACAAGAUGAUUUAUUGAAGGAUUAAACCCACGAGAUACGGGAAAAGCCAAUGGAAUAUU